CGCCUCGCCGCCGUGACAACAGAGACGCUGCUUCGCUCUACCGACGCUCUGCUGUCCAGGUGUUAGUCCCGUUUAUAUGAUAUUGCAGAGAGAGAUAUCUGGUCCUGGAUCGGGUUUAGGAGCUUUAUCAGUGUCUCUGCUCGACAUGGCCUAACGUGAUGUCACUCGGACUAUCUGAAAUGCCUUCUUUACACCCCAAAAACUGCCUCGUUUUCUCAGAGAAUGAAGCGAGAGAUGAAGACUUGAUCCGGGGGAUGAUUAUUUGAGCUGCUGUGUUUAUACCUCUCGAGUGGAGCUAGUUAGAGGCUAGCCAGGCUUUAGCUAACACCGACUACCGGCUCUCUAGGAUACCGGGAUUACCAUGGCUGGACUCAUCAAGAAGCAGAUCCUGAAGCAUCUCUCCAGGUUUGCUAAGAACUUGUCGCCGGACAAGAUCAACCUGAGCACGCUGAAGGGGGAGGGUCAGCUGACCAACCUGGAGCUGGACGAGGAGGUUCUCCAGAGCCUGCUGGACCUGCCCACCUGGCUCGCCAUCAACCGCGUGGAAUGCAACAAGGCCGCCAUCAGGAUACCAUGGACAAAGUUGAAGACUCACCCAAUCUCUCUGACUCUGGAUAAAGUGGUGAUGGAGAUGAGCACCUGUGAUGAGCCCCGCCCCCCCAAUGGCCCGUCUCCCAUAGCAACAGCGUCAGGACAAAGUGAAUAUGGCUUUGCUGAGAAGGUGGUAGAGGGGAUCUCACUGUCCAUCAACUCCAUCGUCAUCAGGAUCAGUGCCAAGGCCUUUAACGCCUCCUUCGAGCUCUCCCAGCUGCAGGUCUACAGCGUCAACACCAGCUGGAGCAUCAGUGACCUGCGAUUCACCCGCAUCCAGGACCCUCAGAGGGGAGAGAUCCUGACGUUCAAGGAGAUCAGCUGGCAGAUGAUCCGUAUCGAGGCUGACGCCAUCCAGAGCGCCGAGCACGAGAUGUUGAGCGCCCCCAUUCGCCUCAUCACCAACCAGUCCAAGAUCAGAGUCACUCUCAAGAGACGGAUUAAGGACUGUAACGUGGUGGCCUCCAAGCUGAUUCUGGUCCUGGACGACCUGCUGUGGGUGCUGACCGACUCCCAGCUCAAAGCCAUGGUGCAGUAUGCCAAGUCUCUCAGCGAGGCCAUGGAGAAGUCGGCGCAGCAGAGGAAGAGCAUGGCCACGGAGGACCAGGAGUCAUCAGCUCCACCCUCGGACAAGCAGGUGCGCACCCAGCAGGCGUCCACGGCAGCCGACCAGAGCGCCACCAUGGCCAAUCUGUUCAGCGCCUACGACGUGUGCGAGACGUCCCACCACCUCCAGAUCACACACCUCGACCUGCACAUCUGCGACGACAUCCACGUUAAGGAUAAAGUGAGCAAUAAGAGGAUAACGGGCGGAGCCAUGCAGCUUUCCUUCAGCUCCAUCACUCUGGACUACUACCCGUUCCACAGAGCAGGUGACAGUUGUGCCCACUGGAUGCACUACAGCGAGGCCACCAAGACCAGAGAGGGCUGGGCCCGGAGUCUGCUCGAUGAGUUCAAGACCAACGUGGAGAUGUUGAAGAGCGCGGUUCGAGACCAGCCGGGACCGACCCCGCCGCAGGGUUCCCCUCAACACGUGUCCCUUAGGGACGAUGUGUAUGGGCCUCUAGGAAGUCAAGAGAGAGCAGGAGGAGGAGGAGAAGGAGUAGGGCUUAGGGAGGCUGAUGGAGGACUCCUAGAGUGGAGCCCACACACACAGCCUCCGGCCCAGUGCUGCUGGUGCCUAGAGCCAGGUAAAAUAAACACCUCCUCCAGCGCUUCCUUCAGUCCUCCUCUCCCUCAGAGCUCCAAGACCCAGCUCACGUCCAGCUCUGUUGUCCUCAGGAUUGCUGACUUCAGCAUCUACCAGGUGUCAACAGCGGACCAGCGCCGCUCCAGCCCCAAGACCAUGAUCUCCUGCAAUAAGAAGUCCUUGUACCUUCCUCCAGAGAUGCCGGCCAUUCAUGUCGAGUUCACAGAGUACUACUUCCCUGAUGGCAAAGACUACCCCAUCCCGUGCCCUAACCUGUAUGCCCAGCUGAAUGCACUGCAGCUGGUUCUGGAUCCUCGCAGCCUGGUGUGGCUCAACCUCUUCGCCCUGGACCUCAGGCAAAGUCUGCAGCAGUUCAUGGAGAUCUACAAGCUCAGCGACUCGCAGAAACCCGAAGAGCACGUCGACAUCAAGGUCGACGGCCUCAUGCUCAAGCUGGUGAUUCCCACCGAUCGGGACGCCUCCUGUCCCGCGGACCUGCCUCGCUCCAUCUCCGUGCAGACCUCAGAAAUGGUGGCCACGAACACCCGGCACCCGGCUAACUGCACCCGCUCCCACCUCGAGGCCCUCCUGCAGGCCUUUGAAGAGGAGCCCUUUUUCUCUCCCUGUUUCACCUCAUUCCCUCGCUCCUCCUCCUCCUUACCCCUCCUCCAUCCCGUCUUCCAACGCCACGCUCACGAACAAGACACCAAGCUCCACGACAUCUACCGAGGCCUGGUGGCUCCUUCGUUGGGCACAGACGCCCUGAAGAUGCCGGCUUGCGCUGACUUUUGGGCGUUGCACUUUGCCCAGUUCUGGGUGGACUACGAAGGCACCCGCGGGGGCAAGGGGCGGCCGCAGCCCUUUGUGGACUCCUUCCCUCUCACCAUGUGGGCGGGUCAGCCCGCGAAGAUCGUCCAGCACCAGGAGAGGCUCAGAGUUGCUGCUGGAUCGGUUUUGUCCAGGAGCACGUCUGGAGAGUCCGUGACACGUCUGCAGAGGAAACGAUUAUUAAAGGACUAUUACAGUACACAAAAUGCAACAGAGCCUCCUAGCAACGGACUCCAUAAACCCCUCUCAUUGGACAGUCUGCCUUCCUCCUCCUCUCCUUCGUCAUCAUCAAGUAAAGAUGCAGAUCUGCAUGUAUUGGUGCACGUGCAGAAGCAUUUAAGUGCUCAGGUGAGCCACCGGCAGUAUGUGUUUCUGAUGCAUCUCCAGCGCAGCAUCAAAGCCCUGCAGCACACGCUACAGCAGGAUCUGGAGGAGAUGGGCUGCAAGAAGGACCGCAAGGAUCCCUCUCAGCGUCCCGCAGACCACCAGCCCUUCACCGCCUGCCUGGGCCUCCUGCUGAAGAGUGCCGAGGUGUCCCUGCUCCUGAAGCCCGUCCCCCAGCCCGAGGGUUCAAGGUCUCCUAUGGGGUCCGAGCUCUCCCCCUCAGAGAGCAGAGGAACCCUGGAGCCUGGGAGCGAUGCGGGAGAGGGGGCGGAGAAGGGGAGCGAUGGAGCUGGAUCUGGGUCUGAAGGAGGAGGAGGAGGAGCCAAAGGAGCGUGCACUGUAGACCAGCUGUUAUGUGCUGAAGGAUUGGAGGGCGGAGCCUCACAUGGUCCCGCCCCUCUCAUCCCCAACUCAACUACAUCGAAUCACAAAGCGUCAGUGGAUGGGAGGACUUCCGCUAAGAACUCUGGGAGGCGGAGUUCAGAUGAAGGGGGCGAGGUGGUGGUGGAUGGGCUAGUCGGAGGUGAAGAUGACUCUAAAGCCCAGACGAGCGACCCCCUGUCUGACUGGAGCGACAAAGACCAGGCUGCAGCCGCAAAGAUGCCUCAGUCAGUAUCCAGGAAAGGAAGUUUGUCUGUGGUUUCUGAUCUCCUCAGCUCCUCAAACUCCAGCAGAUCCACCUCCCUUUAUUCCAUGUCCAACAUUGGUCGUUUGAUGCGGGAUCGCUCCCAGUCCAGUUUCUCUGUGUCCUAUAAGAACAUGAAGAAGAGCCCGUCCCUGCAGUCGCUGGACAACAUCUCCAUAGACAGCUACCUGAUGGAGGACGGAGACGCGUACAGUCUGCUGGAGAGAGAUGACGUGUCCAUGUCAGGCUUCAAGGAUGCCAUCAGCGAGCAGAGUGCCACUGAGAGUGCCACCGAGGCAGUGACUGGUCAGGAGCAGGAAGGAGGCGUGUCCCCCGACACCGUCAGCGCUACCUCCCAGAGCAUCGACGAUGCCACCAAAGAUAUAGUGUCGGUGCUAGUGUUGAAGGUGCAGUCUGUGUGCGUAGCCAUGGAGGCGCUGGGCGAGAGCACGGCCGUGGCUCUGCAGGUCGGCCAGGUCACGCCCAACCAGAUGGGCAACGUCAGCCUGAGACAGUACCUCAGCAACCGCAGCCUGGGUAUGGUGUGUUCAGUACCAAUACCUGCUCAAAGCAGCCAAGCUGGCGGUGAGCUCCGCUCUGCGUCCGCCGGGGGCCUCCACGGUCCAGAGGUGCGAGCUCGCCUCGAGAGCGGGCCCUGCGCCGCCGCUCACUCCCCGCUGGCCGAGCGCAACGGCUUCCUGCAGCUGCGUCUCCACGGCUACCAGGCGAGCUUCCUGAUGUCCACGCUGCGCAACAUGGCUCACUUCCUGGAGGACGACUCGGCGCCGCAGGUGCUGCCCAUGGAGAUCAGUGUCAGGGACACGCACGUCAACUUAAAGGACGACGGCCCCCGCGACAAUCCCUCCGACUCGGAGUCCUCGCCGAUCACCCUGCAUGUGGACAGCCUCGUCAUACACAGAAGAGACGACGGCUCCUUCUCUAUAGGAGUGGACACAGCAGCAGAAAACCAACCCAGGGUAGACGAUGCGUUGAUCGACAGCGCUCUGACUCCGGUCGCCGAGGGUGUGGGCGGCGUCUUCGCCAUCCCAAAGGCCACACAGACCCAAGCCCCGCCCACCAGCCCUCCUCCAUCUUCCAGAGAAAAGAUGCUGGUGGAGGAAAACGAAUGUUUAAAAGUGGAGCUGUCCCGAACCAAGAUGGCGCUGGCCGAGGCUCAGAUGGAGAAGGACUCGCUGCUGCACCGCAUGAAGAACCUCAAAGUCAACACCAGCUAGACUUCGGCUCUCUCUCUCUCUCUCUCUCUCUCUCUCUCUCUCUCUCUCUCUUCACAGCCAGCCAUUCAGCCAGUCAUUCAGCCUGACACUAGACUGACACUAACAGGCAGCAGAACAAUGAAAGGCAACAUCAACAUGCAAAGAAAAACGGCUCCCUUUUACGCGCUUAGAGAGCCGCCACGUGACUUUAGAACUUCAAAAUAAUUCCCUCAUAAAGCAAUGCAGAGUCUGUGUGAAGACUCAAAAAUACACGUUUUUACACAGCUUGUCGUCUGUUUUAUGUUCUCCACUUUUGGGAGGCUUGGAGCGAGUUGAAAAGGGACAUUUAAUGGGACUAAAUGUGUGUGUUUAUGUGUGUGUGUGUGUGUGUGUGUGUGUGUGUGUGUGUGUGAAAGACAGAGGAUCUGUAUCCAUGGUUGUGCCUACAGAGAAAAAACCCUUCCCACACUAUUCCUGUUGUGCAAGUUAAAACAGAAAAGACGCUUCAUUCAAUCCUGUAUGUAUGAAGGAAAAAAACCGAAUGUCGUAUCUUCAGAAGAAUGUCUACAAAAAAAAAAGACUUAUUUUGCACUGCACAGAAACUUGUAAUUUAGUGCUUUCAUAUUCAGAGGGGACGAGACAAAUCAUGCUCUCUCACUCGUCCCCCCGAGUGUGUACAGUGUAUAUUGUAUAAGAAUGUGAACACAUGACUAUUUUCUUCAGAUCUUUGAAUGGUUAUAUGCAGUGUUUCUGUGUGUUCGUCUCGGCAAGAACAAGCAUUUCAUUACAAGUACAGGAUGAAUUUGUAUCCGUCAGUUCCACAGCUUUGUCAGCAAAAAUGCCCCACAUAAUGUCUGUAUCCCCCCUCCCCCCCUUCCUCCUAUUUUUCUAUGUGUAAAUAGCUACUUAACAUGUGCAGCACUUUUAAAAACUGAGGCAUUGUAAAUACAACAAGCAGAACUGUGAGAGAACAAGAGUUGAGCUGACGAGCGGAGAGAAACUCUUCUAAAAAAGAGGCUAAUUAAGGCACAUUGAAGCUGCCUGACUACAUAUAUGUGUGUCUUUAUGUAAAUUUCUAAUCUGCCAUGUGUAAUUUUUUCAUGGUUGACCAUAUCUGCUGCUGUUCCAUGCUUCAACGUGUGCGACGACUUCAGAGUAGAUGUUAAAAAAAUGAUUAAAAUCGACUUCUAACAGCACAUGCUUUAGCACAGCACACGAGACUGUAGAAGGACGGUUUGAGGCUCUCACUCUUCAAGGUUAACAGUUAGAUUCAGUACAUCCAUCCGUCUAAAUAUGCAACUGUCAUAACCUGUACUUUAGCUCGGCCCGGCUCAUUUCAGUUUCUAUUUAAAAAAAAAAAAAAAAAAUGUUCUGUUUAACGGAAAAGACAUGAAACACAGCUAGUUCUCUGCACAAAUGUGGUGUCAAGACUUGAAAUGUCAGAGGUGGGAUUUUAACACGAUUGUAUGGGAAGAGUUUUGUUUGGUGGAGAGGAAAAUCUUUGUUUUUCAUCUUGUUCAUCACAGCCUCAUCCUCCCCUCUCUCUGGGAAACCCUCUGAAGCCCUGCGGAGGAAAGAAAAAGACACAAAAAGUAAUAAGUUGUAUUUUGUCUGUCAAAGCUGCUGAAAUACUGAUGAAAAUAAAAGGGUAUCCAGUUUAAAA
Molecule: messenger RNA, 6494 nt
Organism: Sebastes umbrosus (honeycomb rockfish)
Lineage: Eukaryota; Metazoa; Chordata; Actinopteri; Perciformes; Sebastidae
Gene: bltp3b
Product: UHRF1 binding protein 1-like
Exons: 25
Coding region: 362-4852 (1496 amino acids)
Source: RefSeq, a predicted model, not a curated record